Messenger RNA from Lathyrus sativus (Indian pea), 1578 nucleotides. The record is from the annotation of a GenBank genome assembly. Lineage: Eukaryota; Viridiplantae; Streptophyta; Magnoliopsida; Fabales; Fabaceae.
AUGGGUUAUCAAAAUAAGCUUCUGGGUAUGUUUCUAUGGUUUUGCUUCAUUGGAGUGAAUGGUAUAGGAAACUUUUCUUCUUCUGAUAAAGGAGUUGUUGUCAUUCAUGGCAAGGCUUUUAUUGGAAGGAUUGAUAAUGAUUUUGUUUGUGCAACUAUUGAUUGGUGGCCACCUGAGAAAUGUGACUGGGAAAAAUGCAGUUGGGGCCAUGCUUCUCUGCUUAAUCUGGACCUCAAUAACAAAAUUUUGUUAAAUGCAGUAAAAGCUUUUUCACCCUUGAAAGUUAGAUUAGGUGGCACCUUGCAAGAUAUUGUGACAUAUGGGACUAAAGAUAAUAGGGAAUCUUGUGUUCCAUUUGUGCUGACUCCUAAAGAUAAGUUUAAUUUUGGUUUCACUCAUGGAUGCUUACCAAUGCAAAGAUGGGAUGAGCUAAACAGCUUUUUUCAAAAAGCAGGGGUUAAAGUUAUAUUUGGAUUAAACGCUCUUGCUGGAAGAUCUUUUACUUCUGAUGCUGGUGGUGUUGCUGCUGUUGGACCUUGGAACUAUGCCAAUGCCGAGUCUCUUAUACGAUAUACAGUUGCCAAGAAGUAUACAAUUCAUGGUUGGGAAUUCGGUAAUGAAUUGUGUGGACAUGCAAUUGGAGCAAGUGUUACUCCGGAUCGAUACGCUUCUGAUGUAAUUGUUUUGAAAAAUAUAGUUCAAGAUGUGUAUAGAGGGGUUGAGCCAAAGCCUCUGAUAAUUGCUCCUGGAGGUUUCUUUGAUACAAAUUGGUUUACGGAAUUCUUAAACAAAUCGAGGGAAUCCACAAAUGUGAUCACACACCAUAUUUAUAAUCUCGGACCAGGAGUUGAUGAUCACUUAGUUGAGAAAAUUCUUGAUCCAACCUUUCUUGAUGGAGUGACUAACACAUUCCGCGACCUUAAAAAUGUACUUCAAAGUUCACGAACCUUGGCUAAAGCAUGGGUUGGUGAAGCAGGAGGGUCUUACAAUAGUGGCCGUCACCUUGUCUCUGAUGCAUUUGUAAACAGCUUCUGGUAUUUGGAUCAGCUUGGCAUGUCAGCCACUUAUGGCACCAGUACAUAUUGCAGACAGACUUUGAUAGGAGGAAACUACGGUUUAUUGAAUACAACUACUUUCAUGCCAAAUCCAGACUAUUACAGUGCUCUUCUUUGGCACCGGCUCAUGGGAUCACGCGUUCUGUCAACUACCUUCUACGGAACAAAGAAGAUCAGAACUUAUGCUCAUUGCGCAAAGGAAUCUAAGGGAAUCACAAUACUGUUUCUCAACUUGGACGACAGCGCCACUGUAAACGCACGAGUGACGUUAAAUUAUUCGAAGAAACCUUCCCCUCCUAAUGCGAGAACGUCACAGAGAAGAGAGUAUCAUUUAACAGCAAAGGAUGGAAAUUUACAUAGCCAAACAAUGUUACUAAAUGGAAACGUUCUAAGUGUAGAUUCGGAUGGUGAUAUUCCUCCAUUGAAUCCUAUAUAUGUCGAUUCUUCAAAGCCGAUAACAGUUGGUCCUCUCUCUAUUGUAUUUGCUCAUAUACCAGAUGCUGCUAUUCAAGCUUGCAGCUAG